Eucalyptus grandis is the source of this 1602-nucleotide messenger RNA. Its product is annotated as probable beta-1,3-galactosyltransferase 14. Gene Ontology annotation, cellular component: Golgi membrane. Gene Ontology annotation, molecular function: hexosyltransferase activity. The transcript has 7 exons. The record is from RefSeq and is a predicted model, not a curated record. Lineage: Eukaryota; Viridiplantae; Streptophyta; Magnoliopsida; Myrtales; Myrtaceae. The coding region runs from base 212 to 1261 and encodes 349 amino acids.
AUGACCGAAGCUUGUUCAGCUCUCAAGUCACUCUCCUGAGCAAAGCAAUUCCUCACCAAACUCUCUCUCUCUCUCUCUCUCUCUUUCGAUCUCUCUCGCCGAUCUCAACGAACUCUCUCCCUCCCUCCCUCUCUCUCUCUCUCUCUCUCUCUCUCUACAUGCCUUUGAUCUCUCCGACCCCGCCGCCGCCGUCGCCGUCGCCGCCGCCGCCAUGCCGUCGUCUCCCAAGCCCCACCACCACUACGGCCGGCCCUCCCCGCCCUCGCCUCGCCGCUCCACCAUGCUCAUCGUCUCCUGCUGCCUCCUCGUCGGCUUCUCCGGCUUCGUCCUCGGGUUCAUCGCCAUCCUCGGGCCGGGCCGGGGCUCCCGGUGCUCCGGCGCCGAGCCUCGGUUGCUCCGCGUCUCGUGGAGCGGGGAAGCGAGGGACGGCGGUGGCGGUUUGUUGGUCAGGGAUGGCGGGAAGGUUCUGAGGAGGCGCAAGGUGAAGGGGUUUGUGGGGAUCCAGACCGGGUUCGGAUCUGUCGGCCGCCGGAGAUCUGUCCGGCGGACGUGGAUGCCGUCGGAUCGGGAGAAAUUGCAACGCUUGGAGGAAGACACUGGAUUAGUUUUUAGAUUUGUCAUUGGUAGGACUAAUGAUAGGACGAAGAUGAUGGAAUUGAAAAAGGAAGUGGCACAGUAUGAUGACUUCUUACUGUUGGAUGUAGAAGAGGAGUACAGCAAGCUCCCCUACAAAACGUUAGCUUUCUUCAAAGCUGCCUAUGCACUUUAUGAUGCUGAGUUCUACGUUAAAGCGGAUGAUGACAUCUAUCUCAGGCCAGAUCGGCUUUCCCUGCUCUUGACAAAGGAACGAAGUCAUUCCCAAACUUAUAUUGGAUGCAUGAAAAAGGGCCCAGUUUUCACCGACCCGAAACUUAAAUGGUAUGAGCCAUUAGCCUAUUUGCUAGGGAAAGAAUACUUCUUCCAUGCUUAUGGUCCAAUCUAUGCCCUUUCAGCAGAAGUAGUUGCAAGUUUGGUGGCUCUCAGAAACAACAGUGUCCGGAUGUUCAGCAAUGAGGACGUCACAAUUGGUGCAUGGAUGCUUGCAAUGAAUGUCCACCAUGAGAAUAACAAAGAGCUAUGUCAACCAGAGUGUACAUCCUCAUCCAUAGCUGUGUGGGAUAUACCGAAGUGUUCAGGGUUAUGUAGUCCAGAAAAGAAGUUACUUGAACUUCAUCAAAAGGAGAUCUGCUCGGACAGCCCUGCUGUGGCAUCUGAUGAUUAGUUCUUUCUGUCAAUUUGUUCUGCUCGGAAGGCCAGUUAUAUGGAAAAAUUUUGAAGAAUGAAGAAUUUACUUUGCUGAUGAGUUGGUGCUACUACUGAAACUAUUGAUUUAACAAGCGAAGGUCCUUUUCAUUAUUCUGUAGCGAUACACCCCUUGUAUUUUUUAUUCUUGAUACACCCAUCUCACAUGAGAAAUCAGAUGUAGGUCUUUCAUAGUUUUUUUAUACUCCCCUAUUUUAUUUUUUUUGUUAGGUCUAUGUUGGAAUUACUUCAUCGAUAAUUCUUAGGAAUGUAAUUAGUCUCAUUAAUAUUCACUUUUUUCAAUGACCACCCUUGCAUAUA